AUGUUCAUUGAAAGUCGAGCAAAAUACAAGGUUCUUGACGACAAAACGAACGCUUAUCCGCAGUUUAUGUGGUUUCGAAUUGUCUCACUUGACCGUAAUUUGUGUCUUAUGCUGGGCCUUACGCAAGGCUCCUUUGAUCAGAGUAUGGCCACUGGCACAGUAUUCAUGGAUGAUAUCCCUAUGGGUCGCCUUGAGAGUAUGCACUGUACUCUCGCGUCCCAAAUAUUGGAGCGCAACGAGUCUGACCCAUACGCUAAUGAAUCUGCCCUGACACAAAGCCUCGACCUGGAGCUACAGAAAGCGGGAAGAAGCAUGCCUAGCAAGUGGUGGCUUAUGCCAAACCUAGGCAGUGUCAUCAAUAACCUACAGGCUCUAUUGUUCGAUAUGGGAAGACUAUUCAACCAGUUGUAUCAUUACAACUUGCUCAAUCAGCUCCAUCUUCCUUAUAUUCUUCGUUCAUCACAGGACCGAAAGCACGAAUAUUCCAGAAUAAUCUGCUUGAUUCUUUUUGCACUUAUGGCCGCUAUUACGCUACUUCUGGCGCAUCUUGACAGCCACCGUUUUCCACAAACCAACAAUCUCUUAGCGUAUCAAUAUCUUAGUGAUCGCGCCAUGAUCGAGCAGGCGCAGGUGAAUAUAGAACAGAUCAGCCGUGUUAACGGAGAUACUUUAAGUGCCCAAAUCAACGCACAAUCCCCUAUAAGUAAUGGCCAGCCCUUAGCUCCGGUGGUUGGUAUGCAGAACUCCGACAGCUCAGACACUGCAGUGGGUGGUUUUGGUUCUGGUCGCUCCGACGGAAAUGAUUUUUCUAGGUCAAUCAUUGAAUCGAAUUACAACUCUGUCGAUAACAUGAAUGGCCCAUCUGAACAGCUCGCAUCACGAUGUCCAGGAAAAGUUUCUGAUGCCCUCCCGCAGAACUCUCAGGAUCCUGGCCUAACUGCCGGGGUGGACGACUGGGCAUUCCAGGGUGUCGGAAUGGCUUUCUUCGACAGCAUAAUGAGAGGUCUUGAUAACGGAAAUACUUCAGAGACCUGGGUCAAUAACUCUUAA
This is a messenger RNA of Penicillium waksmanii, 1050 nucleotides long. Its product is annotated as fungal specific transcription factor domain-containing protein. Bases 1 to 1050 code for a protein of 349 amino acids. The record is from RefSeq and is a predicted model, not a curated record. The transcript is spliced from 3 exons. Lineage: Eukaryota; Fungi; Ascomycota; Eurotiomycetes; Eurotiales; Aspergillaceae.